Pocillopora meandrina is the source of this 6248-nucleotide messenger RNA. The record is from the annotation of a GenBank genome assembly. Lineage: Eukaryota; Metazoa; Cnidaria; Anthozoa; Scleractinia; Pocilloporidae.
CAAGCGUUGAGGCUUCUUUAGAAGCAUGUGACCAAAACAAAAUGUUUAUGUUCUGAAUUACAAAUUGAACGAAAUUGAACCAUUGUCGUAAUUUUUUUUUUCACUUUUUCGUUUCGACCUUUCAGAACAACAUGUGGACAGAAGCUUUGAUAUGGCUACAAAUUGUGGUGCAAACGGUAUUUAGCAGUCAGGAAACUUGUUCAAGUUUUGGUUACAGUUUAAGUUCGUUUUACUCCAGAGCUAAGAUUAUUUCUUCGAACGAAGGAAAGACGACGUGUGGAUGUUCUAUUCUCAAACGAGAUAAAGCUUCCAUUGACGAAGGACUAACACCGCAGAAAGAAAACAUAGAGAACAGUGACAACUUGAAAUCGUCUUAUCAAAGAACGAAUCAAAUGGUUUUAAUCAAGGGAGGUAAAUUUGCCAUGGGUACCAACAAACCAUUUCUGCCAAUGGACGGUGAAGGGCCGGCGAGAGAAGUGAAAAUAAAUUCAUUUUAUAUGGACAUUUAUGAAACAAGUAAUGAAGAAUUUGAACUAUUUGUCAACAACACUGGUUAUGUCACAGAGGUAAAGACAUUACUUUAAUGCUGAGGGUGUGAUGCAUGCAGAUAGGAAUUCAUGUUUCAGCUCCUUAUCCCUUCCACCUUCCACCCCCAUUGUCUCUCAAAAAUUAAAUGAACCUGAUUAAAGAACUGCUGUGGAAUCAGAAUGUGUCCAAUUCUCUUUUUUUUAGGGUGCUAGAAUCUGAAUUUGCAGUUAAAUAUGCCAGAAUUGAUUGAAUCCUGUCUUUUGCUGAGUGAUGAAAGCUGAAAUAUCCUAUAAGUAAUUGCUCUGUCAAAUGUCAUGUAAUGUGUACAUGUGUUGAUUUUGUAACAGCCUCAGUAAUUCCUCCUGGGAGGUGAGGAUGGAAUCAAUGCAUUACACUUGAUGUAGAAAUGAAAGAGGGUUUUGCACCAACCAUGGAAAAAAAAUUCACAUUGCAUGAAAGCCCAUGACUUUGCCUGAAAAAGUUGCAAACAGAACAAAGGUUCUGCCAGAUUUAACGAACUCUUUGGUAGUGUUCACUUCUUUAUAUUAUAAGUUGGUUUACUCUCCUUUCUGUUAUGACAAAAUUCUGAUCUAAUGGCUUGCUCCUUUUUCUGCAUUCUCUUAUAAAUGCCAGGCUGAAAAGUUUGGAGAUUCAUUUGUGCUUGAAGGGAAGAUUAGUAAGGAGAUCAAGAAGGAUAUUCAUCAAGCAGUGAGUGAUGACAUUUAUGUGCUGUCACUUCAUUAUUUCAGAAUAAUUAUAAAUUAAAAUAAUGACAGCAAGGAUCAUAUCGUUGACGAUGAGAAAAUUGAUGACACAGAUGACCAGCACAAUGACAGCUACCAAAUUACUUGAUAAUUAAUUGGUAAAUGUGAUGGCUCAAAACUCCAAAAGUAACCAGCAACUGGUGAAAAUCAUCAACUUCUUAACCCUUUAACUCCUGAGAUCUAAUUGUUAAUUCUCCCCUCUGGCUGCUACACAUUUCCUUGUAAACUAGUUACAAGACUUUGGUGCUCAAUCAGGAUGACAACUUUAACCUAAUAGGGUUCGAAUAUUCCUAUUACUUGUUUUCCUGGAAAGUGUUUAGAAACUAUAGGGAGAAAUUACAUGUUAAUCACAUCUGGGAGUUUAAGGGUUAAUAGUCUAGUUUAGUUAUCAGGUUACUCUACGUGUUCUUUGAUCACCUAACCCUUUUACUUCCAGAAAUAAUUUAGAGAUAACUUUUCCCUAUAAUAUCCAUACACUAUCUAACAAACAGGUAGUGUGAAAACUUAGACUAAUCAUGUAAAAGUUGUUUUUCUUGAUCUAACACCAAAUUCCCCUAACAAAUUAAAAGGAAAUGUAUAGCAGCCAGAGGGAGAAUAAAUGAUCAGAUGUUAGCCAAGUUAAAGCGUUUAUUAAAACAUGGUGAAAAAUUCCCCUACUAUACCCCAGCAAUAGUGUCCUUCCAAGCUCCCUAACAAUCCUAGUGAUGAUAGUGGCUGGGAACAAUGACAGUGAUAACACUUAAAAACCUUAAUGCAGACUCAAACUGCUGGAAGGAAUGUGUUUAGUAUGAUGAAGAUGAUUGUUCAGUUCUUUUAAUACUAAUUAGUUAACGACUGUAUCGCUAGGGACAAUGGGACUAGUGUAGAGAGAUCCAUCAUGGCCACAUGUAAAUGAGCUCUCUCAUGGUUAUCAAAAUUUGUUAGCUUAUAUCAGCCAUCCUGUUCUAUAUCUAAGAGAGAAUUUUACAAUUCCCUGUUUUGCAGCUUUGCUGCUAAUAUGGUUAUAGUAUGUCCCUCAGUUACUAUAUUUCUCCUCUAUUCUAAUGUCAGGUCGCAGCAGCUCCUUGGUGGCUGCCAGUUAAGGGAGCUUACUGGAGGAAGCCAGAAGGACCUGAUUCUCACAUCAGAGACAGGUAUUGUGCAAGAUUUUAUCCACCAUAAAUUAUUGCAUGUGGCCUACUGCUUGUAUGUCUCUCAUACAUGCUACAACUAAGUAGAAUUCAUUCAAUGGGUUUGAUUGGUCUCUUAGAAUGGACCAUCCAGUUCUUCAUAUCUCCUGGAAUGAUGCUGUUGCAUUUUGUAAAUGGGGUGGAAAAAGACUGCCUACAGAAGCUGAAUGGGAAUAUGCCUGCAGGGCUGGCCUACAGGACAAGUAUGUGAACUUGAUUACAUGUAUUAGUUAUGAAAUUUUUAUAACAAGUUUUACAGUGGCACAUCACAGACUGAUUUUUUAACCACUGAAUCCAUGUGGAAUUGGAGUCUGGAUUGUUGGUUUUUGAGUUAGCAAGAAGAUCAGGGGAAACUGCUUCCCAGCAGGGAUAAGAACCUCAACCCUUUACACCCUAACAUCGGCAUGCAGAUUCUCCACACUGUUCUUUAUACAUUUCCUAAGAUGCAGACAUGGAGAAUUUGUUUAACAAUUAAGAUCUUCUUUGGUGGGUGAUCAGCUCCUUUAUUCUCCUAACCUUAAUGUUUGAUUCAGGGGUAAUAUGGUAAGAAGAAAUUAGAUGCCAGUCACUCUUAGGGUUAAAGGGUUUUAAAUAAACUCAACCUGUACAAUGAUUCUGAGUCUAGAAAGCACACUGAGGCCAAACUAGUUUGCUUUGAUGGCUUUGUGAAUUCGCUGGGCAUUCAUGUUAUUCAAGACACAGAUUUAAUUAACCGUUUAACUUCGUAGAUCUUUUUAGUAAUUCUCCUUACUGUCUGCUAUACAAUUCUUCUGAUGCUACUUCUGAGAAUUUGGUAUUGGAUCAAUUAAUAAUCCCCUUAUUGAUACUUUUCUUGGUUCUCAUCACUUGUCUUCUUGAUGUUGUUAGGAGAAAUUCUCUCCUGGUCACUCAUGGGAGUUAAAGGGUUAACAAAUAGAUUCCAUUUUGCUCUGUGUCUGUUCAUUUAUAGAUCAUAGAUGACAUCAGUGAUACACUCAGCUGCACCUUGUGUGCCACUGUGUUUUCCUUGCCUUAUUUUGACAUCUGGGAUCUAUGACUGAACACAUCCACAGCAACUUGAAAUCAAUUUUUUUUAUUUGAUAAAGAAGCAAAAACUUGAUGACAUUAUCUAAUAGAAUGCAUUUGCCCUCUAAUAGAUCACAAGGAAGAACAAAUCAAAAUGUGGGCCUAAUUCAGCUAAUGAAAACAAAUUUUUUUUUUUUUUGCACUUCAUUCAACAAUUUACCCAAGUGUUAUUGUCAGUUGUUCCUGAUUAACCCUUUAACUCUCAGGAGUGAUUGACAAGUAACUUCUCCCUUCAAUAUCCAUCCAUUAUCCAGCAAACAGGUAAUGAGAGUAUGCAAAUGUAUCAGGUAGAAGUUGUUAUCUUGAUUUAACACCAGAUUCUUGUAACUAAUCUACAAAGAGAUGUGUAGCAGCCAGAGGGGAGAAUUAACAAUCAGAUCCUGGGAGUUAAAGGGUUAAAGUGAAUGUGUAACCUUUCUAUGAACCAUUUUCACGGUCAGGCUUUAUUCUUGGGGUAACAAGCUUAAGAAAGAUGGUCGUCACAUGGCAAACACAUGGCAAGGGCGGUUUCCAACAGUCGAUUCAGGGGAGGAUGGGUUCUCUGGUACAGCUCCUGUCACAGCAUUCCCACCUAAUAAAUUUGGUCUGUAUAACAUGCUGGGAAAUGCCUGGGAGUGGACACAAGAUUGGUGGAGCAUACGGCACCCAAGCCACUUCCAAGAAAAUCCGGUGAGUUAGUUUGGUUUUGUACAAGACUUAAUUGUAUACGUAGUGGGAAACAUGGUGGCUUACGGCUUAGUGCGCUGGGCUGCUGUUGAGAAGUUCAGGAGCCUUGGCUGUGUCAUUGUGUGGUGUCCUAGGAGGACAGAAAAACAGAUCCAAGAGUGUCUCCCUCCACUCAGGAGUAUAAAUGGGUACCAUCAAGCUGCUAGGGUUCUCCGCACAGUUGACAAAAUACAACCACGUUGGUGAUGAACUUUGUUCGUUUGUCUCACGAUAGGGUCACUUUUGAUGUUGAUUACGAUGCUUCGACUGCAAGACUGCCAGUCUUCAUCAGGUGAUGAGGUCGAUUGUUUAAGUGUUGCCAUUUGUAGCAUGUUUGUACGCUGCUAUUGGUGCAUUUCGCACCAACGUGCUACAAAUAGCAACACGUUAACAAUCGACCUCAUCGCUUGAUGAAGACAAGCAGUACUGCAGUAAAAACGUCGCGAUCAACAUCAAAAGUGACUCUAUCAUGAGACAAACGAACAAAGUUCAUCUCCUAUCUUACACAACGAUGAACAAUAAACACAUAUUUUAUUACAUACGACUAGGUUACUUGUAAAUGAUUAAAGGGGGUAAAUUUCUAAAGAAACUGUGGUGCUGCACGGAUGGGGGGUACAAUUGAAAUGUCGGUCCUAGAAACUCUCUGCAAUGGUCAAUUUACAUUAUCAACUCAGUUGAUUAAACUGAUUUAUCUACAGUGCGUCACUUGAAGUUAAAAACCACCCCACCCAAAAAAUACUCCAAGUUGCUUGGUGCUAUAGUAACUAAAGUUAAGCACCUGAGCAGGUAUUGGUCAUCUAAGCCUGUUAGCCUACAUACUAGGCUGACUAGACCAGUCUUGAGACCUAUGCCCACAAGGGAACAUAGAACACGGAGCAUGGCUAAGGGCCAUUUUACUUUAUAAGAAUACACUAUGGAGCAUUUUCAAGUUUGCUCAAUUUUCCCUGAAUUCUUGCAUCCAAAUAUGUAACCCGUUUGACACUAUGAAGCAUUUUACAGGAUGGAAAUUAAGCUUGCUAAGAUAAAGUAUACUCAUGAAUUCAUUGACAGUCAAAGAGAGAGCUUUGUUCUAGCAGUAUGCUCCUAGAGCACGCUCCUAUAUCAGCCUCAAGAGAGUUCAUGCUUGAAUAAAACAAAUGCACCCGUAGAUAAACGUUAAAGCACUUUUCGGUUGAGUGUCGUAAAAGCAAAACCAAGGUAGUAACAACAGCCAAGCAGAAAAAAGGAAAACACCUUAAAGAGCCAAUGAGAACUCAAACUACAAACAAGCAAAUUGUCCAAAGCGCGGGAAAACGCGGGCGACCAAGUCAUGAUUGGUUUUAGUUUUGCAUCUGAUUGGUUGAGAGAGUGGCGCGAGUUUCCUGGACCGAUCAUAGAGCAAAGUAAAGCAAAACUAAAGCGAUCUCUGAUCACCUUCGACACUCAGUUGAAAGUUGCUCUGUUAAAAAAAGCUCUGUAUGAACUGCAUAAGAGGUCAUUGUAAUCUCCAUUGGUUUAGAAAGGACCUGCAUCAGGAAGGGAUAAAGUGAAAAAAGGUGGAUCCUACAUGUGCCACAAGGUGAGUCGGCCUUGCGCUGCUAAGUCAUCAGUUGAAAUCCUGUUUGAAUUCGUGAAAUUUUUAAGGCUUCCUUUCCCAACUUCAUAGACUUUGAAAUCCCACUUCCAUCUUUUUAUUUUUUUUUUUUGAGCAUUUAAUUACUCUAAGAAACACCAGUUGGUGGUAGAUAGAGUAACUCCCAUAUCAGUUUUUUUUUUUCAUUUCAAGGGCGUUUCAACCUGCAUUCAUUGAUGUUUUUGCAUUGUAUUCCGUUUCUUUUUCAGUCGUAUUGUUACCGAUAUCGUUGUGCUGCUAGAAGUCAGAAUUCUGCUGACACCACAGCUUCCAAUCUUGGCUUACGCUGCGUCAGUGAUAAACUACCUGAUGGUGCACAGCUAGUCAAAUAACCAGCAAUACAUGUAGUUUGCACUGAAUUAGACAAAGAUAAGUGAACUAAGUGUAUUGCUCGUAGUGAAGCAA